Ziziphus jujuba (common jujube) is the source of this 4507-nucleotide messenger RNA. Its product is annotated as probable cellulose synthase A catalytic subunit 3 [UDP-forming]. The record is from RefSeq and is a predicted model, not a curated record. Gene Ontology annotation, biological process: plant-type primary cell wall biogenesis; cellulose biosynthetic process. NCBI's taxonomy places the organism in Eukaryota, Viridiplantae, Streptophyta, Magnoliopsida, Rosales, Rhamnaceae. The coding region runs from base 603 to 3926 and encodes 1107 amino acids. Gene Ontology annotation, molecular function: cellulose synthase (UDP-forming) activity. The transcript has 14 exons. Gene Ontology annotation, cellular component: plasma membrane; trans-Golgi network.
UUUCCAGACUACAAUUAAUUUAUUUACGUACGUAAAUAGUUUCGGUGUUAUGGCGACGUGAGAGUUACAAAACUGUAGAUAUUUAUAAUAUAUAUAUAUAUAUAUACAUACAGAGAAAACAAAAUAAGAAUAAUUAUUGGAUCGGAGGAAGAAGAAGGAGAAGAAGAUCAAUGAAGACGAAGAAAUUAAUUUUAUUAGUUAGGAUUUUAAUAUUUAAGAUUUACGAUUUAAGAGUUAAGAGGAGAAGCAAGGAAUGAAUGAUAAGAGAGAGCGAGAGAGAAGAAAUAAAGAAAAAGGAGCCAUAGCUUUAUAUUCUUUUUUCUUUCGUUAUUGUAUUGUUAGGUAGUGUUAUCAGAGAGGACUUAGGAGGAGCAAAUGACGGAGAGAGAGAGAGAGAAGUGGAAAGCAAAGCAAGGGCCUUUCACAUCCAAAGUCCAUAUGCACGCUUUAGUUCUCUCAGACUCUCACGCUUCCCAGCUUGACUGACUGUAACAUAUCUCAACCCCGGGGGGCUUCUGCAGGGUAGAUCUCAACUUCAUUCCAAAUCUGAUCAUAUCUGAAAUCUGAAACUCCGGAAUUUAGAGGAGAGGCCGCCCGCAUUAAUGGAGGCGAGUGCCGGUUUAGUAGCAGGCUCCCACAAUAGAAAUGAGCUAGUCGUCAUCCGCCGUGACGGCGAAUCUGCCCCGAAACCUCUGCAGCAAUUGCGCGGCCAAAUAUGUCAGAUUUGUGGAGACGAUGUGGGGCUAAAUUCAGAAGGAGAGCUAUUCGUUGCUUGCAACGAGUGUGCUUUUCCCAUUUGCCAUACUUGCUACGAGUACGAGCGCCGAGAGGGAAACCAAGUUUGCCCCCAGUGCAAAACCAGUUUCAAACGCCUUAAGGGGUGCGCCAGAGUGGACGGCGAUGAAGAAGAAGACGACAUCGAUGACGUGGAUAACGAGUUCAAUUUUGACGCAAGUAAGAGCAACAAACACGAUAUGCAGCAGCACCAUGCUCUCGCUGCCACCGACGCAAUGCUUCACGGCCACAUGAGCUAUGGCCGUGCCUCCUCUGACUCCCAUUACCAUCAUCAUCAUCAUCAUGUCCUUCAUCCUUUGCCCCAACUUCCUCUUCUUACCAACGGUCAAAUGGUUGAUGAUAUACCUCCUGAUCAACAUGCCUUGGUCCCUUCUUUCAUGGGAGGGGGAGGCGGAGGUGGCGGCAAAAGGAUUCACCCCCUUCCUUUCUCAGAUUCAGGCCUUCAAGUGCAACCCCCCAGAUCUAUGGAUCCUUCCAAAGACCUGGCUGCUUAUGGCUAUGGAAGUGUUGCUUGGAAGGAAAGAAUGGAGCUUUGGAAGCAAAAACAAGAGAAAUUGAUGACCAAGAAUGAAAACAGUGGCAGAGGUUGGGACAAUGAUGGCGAUUGCCCUGAUUUACCACUAAUGGAUGAGGCAAGACAGCCCUUGUCCAGAAAGUUGCCCAUUCCAUCAAGCCAAAUCAACCCUUACCGAAUGAUCAUCAUAAUUCGACUUGUAGUUCUUGGAUUCUUCUUCCACUACCGAGUCAUGCAUCCUGUGAACGAUGCAUAUGCAUUGUGGCUUGUAUCAGUAAUAUGUGAGAUUUGGUUUGCUCUCUCAUGGAUUCUUGACCAGUUUCCAAAGUGGCUUCCUAUUGACAGGGAAACUUACCUAGAUAGGCUGUCCCUGAGAUAUGAGAAGAAAGGCCAGUCUUCUCAACUUUCUUCUGUAGAUAUAUUUGUCAGUACAGUUGAUCCAUUGAAAGAACCUCCUCUGGUGACUGCAAAUACAGUUCUUUCCAUUCUUGCAGUGGAUUACCCAGUAGACAAGGUCUCGUGUUAUGUUUCUGAUGACGGUGCUGCUAUGCUUACAUUUGAGGCACUAUCAGAAACAUCCGAAUUUGCUAGGAAGUGGGUCCCUUUCUGCAAAAAGUUUAACAUUGAGCCACGUGCACCUGAAUGGUAUUUUGCUCAGAAGAUAGAUUACCUCAAAGAUAAAGUGCUUCCAUCCUUUGUGAAGGAGCGGAGAGCAAUGAAGAGAGAAUACGAAGAGUUUAAAGUUCGAAUCAAUGCUUUGGUUGCCAAGGCUCAGAAGGUCCCAGAAGAAGGGUGGACAAUGCAAGAUGGGACUCUAUGGCCUGGAAAUAAUGUUCGUGACCAUCCUGGAAUGAUUCAGGUGUUUCUUGGCCAAAGCGGAGGACAUGACGCAGACGGCAAUGAAUUACCACGCCUGGUGUAUGUUUCUAGAGAAAAGAGACCUGGGUUUAACCACCACAAAAAGGCUGGAGCAAUGAAUGCUCUAGUCAGAGUCUCUGCUGUGCUCACAAAUGCUCCUUAUCUAUUGAACUUGGAUUGUGAUCACUAUAUCAAUAACAGUAAAGCUCUUAGAGAGGCUAUGUGUUUCAUGAUGGAUCCAUUACUAGGAAAAAGAGUGUGCUAUGUUCAAUUCCCCCAAAGGUUUGAUGGUAUCGACAGGCAUGAUCGAUAUGCCAACCGAAAUACAGUAUUCUUUGAUAUUAACAUGAAAGGUUUGGAUGGGAUCCAAGGACCCAUUUAUGUUGGGACCGGUUGUGUCUUCAGAAGGCAGGCUUUCUAUGGUUAUGACGCUCCAAAAACAAAAAAGCCACCAACCAGGACAUGCAAUUGCUGGCCAAAAUGGUGUUGUUGUGGAUGCUGUUGUUCUGGCAAGAGGAAGAAGAAGAAGAGCAACAACAAACCUAAGAACGAUAUGAAGAAUAUAAAUUCCAAGAAGGGAGAUCUCCCUGUGUGUGCUUUUGAGGGUAUUGAAGAGGGCAUUGAAGGGACUGAAGGUGAAAAUUUAGGUCUGAUGCCUAAGCAUAAGUUGGAAAAAAAGUUUGGGCAGUCCCCUGUGUUUGUUGCGUCCACCCUGCUGGACGAUGGUGGGACUCUGAAAAGUGCUAGUCCAGCCUCUCUGCUUAAAGAAGCCAUCCAUGUUAUCAGUUGUGGGUAUGAAGAUAAAACAGAAUGGGGAAAAGAGGUUGGCUGGAUCUAUGGUUCAGUGACAGAGGAUAUCUUGACAGGGUUUAAAAUGCACUGUCAUGGGUGGAGAUCCAUAUAUUGUAUCCCUGACAUGCCAGCAUUCAAAGGUUCUGCACCCAUUAAUCUUUCUGAUCGUCUGCACCAAGUCCUUCGAUGGGCACUUGGAUCUGUUGAAAUAUUCCUGAGCAGGCAUUGCCCUCUUUGGUAUGGAUAUGGAGGGGGUUUGAAGUGGCUAGAGCGUUUCUCAUAUAUAAAUGCUACCAUAUAUCCAUGGACAUCAAUUCCUUUGCUGGCUUAUUGUACUCUACCUGCUGUGUGCUUGCUCACUGGGAAAUUUAUCACUCCAGAGCUUAGCAACGUUGCCAGCCUGUGGUUUCUGUCGCUUUUCAUCUGUAUUUUCGCAACGAGUAUUCUGGAAAUGAGAUGGAGUGGAGUUGGUAUUGACGAAUGGUGGAGAAAUGAGCAGUUUUGGGUGAUUGGUGGGGUUUCAGCGCAUUUGUUCGCAGUCUUCCAGGGGCUCUUAAAGGUUUUAGCCGGUGUUGAUACGAACUUCACUGUGACAUCAAAAGCAGGGGAUGACGAAGAGUUCUCGGAGCUGUAUGCGUUUAAAUGGACCACACUGCUCAUCCCACCGACCACACUGCUCAUAAUAAACCUGAUUGGAGUGGUUGCCGGAGUUUCAAAUGCAAUAAACAACGGCUACGAGUCAUGGGGGCCACUGUUUGGUAAGCUCUUCUUCGCUUUCUGGGUGAUAGUUCACCUAUACCCUUUCUUGAAGGGUCUGCUGGGCAGGCAAAACAGGACUCCCACGAUCAUCAUUGUCUGGUCCAUUCUGCUCGCUUCCAUAUUCUCGCUUCUGUGGGUUCGGAUUGACCCAUUUUUGGCGAAGGCAGAUGGCCCACUCUUGGAGGAAUGUGGAUUGGAUUGUAAUUAGCAACUGAACAAGACGAAGAAGAUAUAUUGAUGGAAAAUGUGUGUUCUUUUGUAAUGAGGUGGGGUUUUUUGUGCCCCCCGGGGGAGGGGGGGCGGGGCUGCAAUGCAAGGUGUAGAUUAAUCUGUGUAUAUGACAUUGACAGGGAUGGAGUUUAGUUACGAAAUCCAACCAUCUCACCUCAUAGCGGCCUUUUGUUUUUUACAAUGGGGGUAAUGGUGGUGGGCGUUGUUGGGCAUAAGUCCGAUUCUUUAUUUGUUUGAUUUUAUAAGAAUGGGAGAAAAAAAGUGUAUUUACCCUCCAAAAAAAAAAAAAAAAAAAAAAAAAAAAAUUGGGGAAGAAUAUAAUGUAGGUGUAGUGGCGAAUCAACCACGCUACCCCUGUAAUACUACUACUAUUCUUGUUUUACGAGUUUCUCCAUUUGAUUCUCAAUAACCCUGGGCUAUGAUAACCGGCUUCAUGUAACUACGACCACGAGAGGCAGAAUAUAGGGGUUUAUAGGUUCAUUUAUUUAUUAUGUUGUCAUUGCCGAGUUGUUUAUGACAAAAAUAAAUAAAAAUUGUUGGUGUUCUGUUUUUCGUUCU